Messenger RNA from Bemisia tabaci, 6766 nucleotides. Its product is annotated as serine palmitoyltransferase 2. The record is from RefSeq and is a predicted model, not a curated record. Gene Ontology annotation, biological process: sphingosine biosynthetic process; ceramide biosynthetic process. Gene Ontology annotation, molecular function: serine C-palmitoyltransferase activity; pyridoxal phosphate binding. NCBI's taxonomy places the organism in Eukaryota, Metazoa, Arthropoda, Insecta, Hemiptera, Aleyrodidae. Gene Ontology annotation, cellular component: serine palmitoyltransferase complex.
CAUGUAAUCAUUCCCACCAUACCGGUCCGAGUGAGUGCCGCGCGAUUAUGCGACAAAUCCGGACCAGAUCAAUAUCCUAGUACCCUAAUUAUUAUAGUGUUGCCGUAUUAAGUAUUCGAAUUAAGUACUGGUUCAUAUUUCAGCUAAAAUGUCGUAUCUUACCGUGGAAAAUGCGAAAACUCUCAUCCAAAACGGGCAUGCCACCAAGUGCCCUCCAGCCAAAAACGGUUUCAUAACAAACGCCCUCCACGAAAGCAAUGCUUCCAAGGACAUGAGUAAUGGUAGUAUAUCAAAUGGAAAUGGCGCCUUCCACCACUCUAAGAAAGAGCAGCCUCUCACUAUAUUAUCAAGAUUAAAUGUGAUGUCAUCAAAUCUUUUUUAUUUCUUUUGGAAGCACUUCCGAAGACUGUUCAGUAGACACAGUUCCAAGUCUAAACCUCACCUGAAUGGAAGUGCCUGUAAAAUGCAAGAAAGUCACUCUGAUCCAGAUGAGUGGAAAUCCAGAGAAAGUUUUGAGGCACCCUCAGUCUAUGUUGUUGCCACUACCAUGUUAGGUUUCACAAUGGUGAUGCUGCUCAAUGCCCUCAGUCGAUUUAUAUAUGCACCGAAAGUUGCUGUAGAAAAUAAAAACAGAAAGGGUUAUGCUCCACUGUACAACAAGUUCGACCUAUUCUACUCACAGUAUGUCUAUAGACGUGUCAAAGAUUGUUGGAAUCGCCCAAUAUGCAGUGUACCAGGCGUGGAAGUUGAACUGAAGGACCGAGUCAGUCAUGAUUCUAAUUGGACUUUCCAAUUCAGUGGCACAACAAGCAAAUGUAUCAAUCUAGGAUCUUACAAUUAUCUUGGCUUUGCUGAAAAUUCUGGACCAAGCAUUGAAGCUGUCAAAGAAACUAUCAAAACAUAUGGUGUCUCUUUGUGUAGUUCUCCAUCAGAAUAUGGGCUCUCUCCAUUACAUUUCGAGUUGGAAAAAUUGACCGCAAGAUUCCUAGGAGUGGACGAUGCAAUCAUUUUCGGAAUGGGUUUUGGCACCAACGUUUUAAAUUUACCAUGCAUUCUCUCAGAGGGUUGUUUAGUUUUCAGUGACGAGAAAAAUCAUGCCUCGCUGAUCCUCAGUCUGAGACUAUCCAAAGCCUCUAUCACUGUUUUCAAACAUAAUAAUAUGAAGGACCUAGAGAGGAAGUUAAGGACUGCCAUCAUUAAGGGCCAACCAAAAACAGGAAAACCAUGGAAAAAAAUUCUAGUCAUUGUAGAGGGAGUAUACAGCAUGGAAGGUUCGAUAGUGCAUUUGCCUCAAUUAUUGAAGUUGAAAGAAAAAUACAAGGUAUACCUCUACGUGGAUGAAGCACACAGUGUUGGUGCCUUAGGCCCUGGAGGAAGAGGCGUCACUGAGUACUUUGGGAUCGAUCCAAAAAAAAUAGACAUUCUAAUGGGAACUUUUACUAAAUCCUUCAAUGCAGCCGGUGGCUAUCUAGCAGGAUCUCAGGAAGUAAUUGAUUACAUUCGGCGAAACAGCCACGGCACACACUAUGCACCAAGUAUGUCUCCUCCAAUUAUGAGGCAAAUCUCCACCACAAUGCAAAUCAUCAUGGGUGAAGAUGGCACAGAUGAAGGCCAGAGAAGAAUAGGUCAGCUCAGGAAAAACAUUCGUUACUUCCGUCAAAAGUUACACCAAAUAGGUGUGAUAAUCUUCGGCAAUGACAACUCACCCGUGGUUCCGCUAAUGGUAUAUUUAUUUUCAAAGCUCCAUGUUGUGCUAAAAGAGUUCAAAGAACGGAAUGUUGCUGUAGUUGGCGUUGGGUUCCCAGCAGCACCACUGUACAUGGGUCGAUUAAGAUUCUGCAUUUCCGCCGGUCAUACUAAAGAACAACUGGACACGGCAAUAGGAAUAAUUGCUGAGUUUGCAGAUCAGUUUGGUCUGAAGUAUUCAAAGAAACCUCGCUUUGAAGGGGAAAUCAAGUAUGAAGACGUCAAAGUAUAAGGUUGUUCCUUUUUUAUUUUGGCUGUUAUUCGUUUUUGCAUUCCUAAUUAGUUAUCUUAAGUAACUAAAUUCUUCAAUGCUCAAAAAGAAGGAAAAUCUUCUGAAUGACAUGAGGAACAUUCUCUAUAGACGUUAUCACAGUCUGCCACGUUUGGUCAUCUUAGAUGUCCUCCUGUUGGUUUUCAGAACAAUUAUUUUUUGUUUCAAAAUUGUCAGUCAUUUAAUUACUUCUCUUUAUAACUACCUUCUUUUAACUCCAUCACCGUAAGUUACUUGCUAGUUUUUUCAGCGUAAGUAAAUCUGUUGUACUUCCUUUUUUAGUUUGGCUCAUUUUUUCUGUACUUAUCCUCUCUUCUAAGUUAGAAGUAAAAGCAUCAAAGACAGUCAAUAUCUAAUUGCUUUGAGCAGUUGAGUUGUAAGCUAAUUUUAUCUCUUUAGGGAGGAAAGAGUCUGACCAAAGGGCUAAGGAUCAAAUUCUUUAGUCUUGUAGAAAAAGAGUUGCUUUAAGCAUCCCUCCCCCCUGUUAAUUUCUACUCUCUACUGUGGUCUCAUCUCAUAUCACAUUUUUAAAGACAAUGUUUUUUUAAGAAAGUACCUGAAAUGAGUCAGUGAUGGAGAAUCUAUUGAAAACUGUAGUUUUCUUGAUUUUGAAUCAGUGAAUGGCAUUGUAUGGAUACUUCUUGAAGUUAGUAGCUAUAAGGACGAGAAAUAAAGUCUUCCAAGAGGCUCCUCUUUUUGCCUCAUUCAUAAGUAAUUUUUUAAUGUCUAACUGGUAAGAAUUAUUCAUAAUCUCUAGGCACUAAAAUUUCUUUGAUAUUUAUUUCCUUAAGAAGAAGCAAGAAAAACCUGUGCAGUAAUGUUUUUAGUCUCAAAGCCAGGCAGCCAUGAAAAACAAGCCCUGCCGUUGGAAAUGUAAAAAUGAUCUCAUUCCUAUAUAAAUACUGAACCAGUAAAAAACAUAUAAUAAAUUUGCAAAAUUUCAAAAACAAGUCAUUGGACGCAGAGAAAAACUCUUGGAGUGAUUUAUGAAAUUUUUCUGGUGUUAUCUUGGAGGAGAAAUAGUAUGUCAGUUUUUCAUCCUAUCAUUUUUCAUAGAUCAUUCUCUUUCUGGAAUAAAACCAACAAGGUUGAGAUAUCUCUCUUAAAUUUUAGCCAGCUCCCUCUAUUUUUUUUUCCUCAAAAGCCAAAUUAUGCAGACAAUAUUUGCAUCUAUAUCCGCUUUAAAAGUGAUUAAAAGCCUCAGAUAUCUAAGCACAAUUCUUAUUUUCCACAGCGAAGUUUCUCUGUUGAGGACUUUCUUUCACUUUUUUCAAUAGCUUGAAAAAAAGUUGUUCUAAAAAUUCGAAAGCUCUAAUCUGUGUAGUUGAUAGAACAACAGGAAUAAUUCUGAACUUCUGGAAUGAAAACCAAAGUUCAAAAAUUCAGAAAAUGCCCAAAAGUUUUUUUAGUCAUAACUUUGGUCUACGGUGUAUUUUCUCUGUUACACACAUUAUUUGUAGCUAUCUCAUCGUUUCAAAUGUAUAACUUAAAUAAUUGAUUUUUAGGAUUAAAUCGCUGAAUUUGAACUUAUUAUCUCUAGUCCUCAAGGGUUUACUCUCAUUACUGUAAUGUUAAACUUCAAAUCCCUUAAUUAAUAAGUCAAACUUCAGAGGAAGAUCCCCAGAGAAAGUUCUGGGAGAUUCAUUUUAAUCAAAUUUUGAUACAUACAAAAUAACUUGUCUUCUUUCUUGUCUUUGGAGACAUACGAAGUAGUCUUGUAAUAAAAUAUUUAAAGUAUCAGUACAAGAAUAAAUCAACAAUAACUCAGCAGAGAUGCAUAUCUCGUUUGUAGUGUUUCAAAAUCUCUGCUUCUAUUUUAUUUUAUCAAAAAAGAACAAACCAACAGUCUUUUCUAAACUUUCCACCUAAUAUUCUUCUUGUAGAAAAGAAAAAUUAGGAAAUUUUAAAAAAAAAAUGACAAUGCUUAUUUUUUCAUCUAAAAACUAUAGCAUGACAAGAGGUCUGCUAAGUCGCAAACGGAGAUAUGUGUUCCUGCAAUUUCACCAUUCAUAUGUUUUUUAAUUAUAUUACGACCUGAUCUCUAAAUUUCAUUUUUUUUAUUUUUAUUUUUAAUUUUCGUAAAUUUUGCUUUUUGCAGUCAUUUGUCUUUUGUUUAUGAAAGUAUUAUUUUUUUCUCCGUCCUUUUUUUUUUUUUUUUUUUUUUGAAAUUGGAGUUCUAGAAGGAAGAGCUACUUAUAUUAUCUAUUCUAUUCGGCAUAUUAAUUUACAUAAUUUUUUUAAGUGAUCCGCAGAUGUAUUACCUUAGGCACCUUGAAGGUUAUUUAUUUGGUGCAGCUCACAUGUUUUCAGAUAGCUAGAAAGUCAAGUAUUAUCAGUGUUCAAUCAUUCAUAAAUUACCCAAUAACAAAUUGUGUUCAUCUAAAUUAAUGUUAUUUUUCACCUUGAUUAGAAUCGUUGGGCCUCACAAAAUACAUGAAACUUAACGCACUAUGUGCCACGCAGAGCUCAUGGACCCAUUACCAGGAUUAAUCUGUGACAUUGCAGCGAGCUUUUAAGGCCAAACAACAGCAAACCAUCAGUAUCUGUAGGGAAACUUUGUUAAACAUUUUUUGACCCUAGCUUAAAAGUUUCUCAUUUUUUCACCGAAAUUGGUGCGUUUUUUUGGUGCCAUGAGAACAAAUAUGUAAUAGAACACAGGGGUAAAACUUUUCAACUCCCCAUUUCUGUCAUAUAUUAAGAAUAAACAAUUGGUUGAAAUAUUAUUUUUGGUCAUUGAAUCUAUUUCAGAUAUUUUUAUGUUAAUGUUAUUAACAAAACAUAUCCAUGUGCUUUGUGAAAUCUAAAUUAUAUUUUAAGUAAGAAAACUACGCUUAACUGUUUCAUUAUAAAUGGUCUCAGUCACAUGGAAAAGUCAGUAAAUCUAAUUUUUGUUGUAGUCUGUACAGAACCUUUUUUUGUUUAUCAAGGCAGUGAGAAUGAAGAAAAUUUUCUUAGGCAUUAGUCUCCCUAAGCAAAAAAGAAUAUGAAGAGCUCCAUUUUGUUUUUAAAUGAGAGGGGAUAGGGUACGGCUUCUUUUCGUCAUAUUAGAGAAUCAACGUUUUCAUGGGAGUAAUUGAUUCUAUUCAUUAAGUAUUAAGUUAUCCAGAAUUUAAACCAAUCCGAAACAUCAUUGUAUGAGGCUCUAAGUAACCGAAAUAUCGGAAACAAUCACGUUGGUUCAAUCAGGGGAAAACAGACCGAUAAGCAGAAAUGCAAGUUACAUACAUAGUUACAAUACAUUUUUCUGAAAUUGGGAUAGCUUUGAGCUUAAUCUCAAAGUGUUCCAAAUCUCCUUAAAUUUUAGAUAACUAAUUAUUGCACAAAUAGAACCAAACACCACCCUAGGAGUGUCGAUUUUCCAACCUAACCGAAACUUUAGAGGGGGAGAGGGAGGUGGUACAUCUACCUUGUGGCCAAGAUAUUAAAAAAAAUACACAUGUCCAUGAAUAUUCUCAUGUUUAUCACAUUUUAUACUGUGGAUUUAAGAUGGUUGCAAUUCGAUUGCUUCCAGUGAUACAUUUCUUGUACACUUGUCUGAUCAGUUUCAUUGUUUUUAUUUGCUUUUUCUCUAGCUCUUAUUAUUUUAUUUUUAAUUUAUAAACGUUUUGGGUCUAUAAUUAAAUAUUGAGCCCAAGUCCAAUUUUUCAGUUAAAUGUACAUACCAUUAUAAUGUAACUUGUGUAUUAUCUAUAAAAAAAAAAAACUUGAAGGAUAAAAACAUAUUUGAUUCAUCAAGCUUUGCCUUCAAUUCUUUGUUCAUUAUAUUUUAUAUAGUCAGAAAUUGUAAUACCUUGAAAUGCUCUUGAAUGUAUUCAAAUUUUCAAUUCCUUGUUUCGCUUCAUAUUGAAUUCUCUUGCAAGUUCUUGGGUUUGUAAUCAUUUGGUGAUUUUGUUAAUGACCAUCUGCUCAUCAAUCACUUUAUACACCUGCCAUCUCAUGAAGGCUCUUGUGGGGGUCAAAAGUCGCUGCCCCAAAGCUGAACAAAUUUGCCUGUGAGCAAAGUCUUGCUAUUGCUUCAGAGGAAAGAUGCGAGGGCUAUUUCGAAUGUAGAAUUAGGUGCAUUUAUUUCUGUAUUUUUUGUAAUCAUCUAGUCAUAACUGCUUUUCUAGAAAAGUUAGAUGACUGUUUCUUACUCACUCAAAAUUGCUUACAAUAACUAAGAAGAAACUCAAGAAACAGGAUUGGAUCAUUUUGAAGGAUAUUUCCUCAAUUUCAUUUAGCCUUUUUUUUUUCAACGGCAGUCAAUGCAAUUCUGAACAAUUUUAAUUUAAAAAUUUAAAAGUUAAUAAUUAUAUCAAGACUUUACUCUGUUUGAAAAAAAAAAAACAUGCUCUACGCACCCUUAUUGCACAUUGUUGGACUAUUCAUUAAGUACAGAACCCUGAAAAAAGGGUUCUUUGUUGUUUUUGCCUGUAAAAUACCUAAUAAUCAAGUUUUUCACUUAUCACACAAAAAGAAAUAUAUUAGUAUUGGCUUUUUUUUUAAUAACUGUAGUUUACUUUUUCAUCUGUUCAGAUAAUGUUUCACAUUAUUUUUACUUGAGAGUUAUUUUUCCACUCGAUUGAUUAGGUACAGUGCAGUUAUACCGAUUUUAUCCUCAUUUUUCUCAGUGGUUUUUAAUUAAAUGUAAACGGACAAUAUCAUAAUUUGCAUCAAUUGAAGUCAAGUUUUUAUAUUAUAAUUUUUAGUAAUGCCUGUAAUGUUGUUACCUAACUUAUUAUACGCAAAUAAAAAUUACUCACUUCAAAA